CUCUUCUACUUUGAUUUCCUUCAUUUCUCUUCCCAAAUCCUCGCUUCGAAGAUCGAAUUCUAGGGUUCGCUGAUGGCGCUCUCCGGCCGUGUCCGAUCCGUGCUUUCUAUCAUCUCGAGAGCCGAUUCUGCUCUCUCUCACAGAUCCAUUUCUGAUCGGACUCUGGCAAACCCUAAUCCAUUGGUGUCGCAGUGCUUGAGGGCAUUCGCUUCCCAGGCAAAGACCACCAGUGCUGAUGUUAAGGUGCCAUUGUCAUUGUUCGGGGUCACUGGAAAUUACGCUUCUGCUCUGUUCCUCGCGGCUGCCAAAGCUAAUGAAUUGGAUAGGGUUGAAUCUGAGAUCCUUGAUGUUAUCGAGGCUUCCAAGAGGAGUUCGCUGUUUUCACAGUUCAUAAGGGAUUUAUCAGUGCCUAGAGAAACCAGAGUGAAGGCAGUAACUGAGCUAUUUUCUCAAGCUGGCUUUUCUGAUAUUACUAAAAAUUUUCUGGCUGUCAUGGCUGACAAUGGGAGACUUCAAUUCCUUGAGCGCAUUGGAAAGCGGUUCAUUGACCUCAUCAUGGCACAUAAAGGGCAAGUGAAAGUGCUUGUGACAACAGUUAUUCCACUACCUGCAGAGGAGGAGAAAGAGCUUAAGCUGACAUUGCAAGAUAUUAUUGGACAAGGGAAAACUGUGACUGUUGAACAGAAGAUUGACCCCAGCAUUAUGGGAGGACUGGUUGUUGAAUUUGGCCAAAAGGUUUUGGACAUGUCGAUUAGGACCAGGGCUAAACAGAUGGAGAGGUUCUUGAGGGAGCCUAUCAAUUUCGAGAACUUCUAAUGCCUAGGAAGAAUUAAGGGACUAGUGGCAUCAAUUCUCUAGUUGCCUUGAAGUGUUAUUUUGUUUUUGUGCAAACCUUUUCAGGUGGGUGGUCUUCUCCACCCCGAAUAAAUCUUUUCCUGGAGAUAAUCCACUUUGUUACAUGUACCCUCUAGUGGUUUUUUAAAAACACUAUUCCAUUGUUUUUGAUAAAUUUGUUACUUAUGUUAUAAGGUUA
This is a messenger RNA of Dioscorea cayenensis subsp. rotundata (Guinea yam), 1033 nucleotides long. RefSeq names its product ATP synthase subunit O, mitochondrial. The coding region runs from base 73 to 816 and encodes 247 amino acids. Lineage: Eukaryota; Viridiplantae; Streptophyta; Magnoliopsida; Dioscoreales; Dioscoreaceae. Gene Ontology annotation, cellular component: membrane. Gene Ontology annotation, biological process: proton motive force-driven mitochondrial ATP synthesis. Gene Ontology annotation, molecular function: proton-transporting ATP synthase activity, rotational mechanism. The record is from RefSeq and is a predicted model, not a curated record. The transcript has 6 exons.